Molecule: messenger RNA, 1431 nt
Organism: Passer domesticus (house sparrow)
Lineage: Eukaryota; Metazoa; Chordata; Aves; Passeriformes; Passeridae
Gene: SKAP1
Product: src kinase associated phosphoprotein 1
Exons: 13
Coding region: 1-1068 (355 amino acids)
Cellular component (GO): plasma membrane; cytoplasm
Molecular function (GO): protein binding
Source: RefSeq, a predicted model, not a curated record
AUGGAUCCCCCGAUCCCACAGGAGAUCCAGAGGCUCCUGGAAGAGGCUGAGGAUUACCUGAGCCAGGCUUUGCGGGAGGAGCCGCUGAGCGCGCGGGCGCGGCAGCAGCGCGACGCCAUCCUGGGCGCCUUCCAGCGCCUCCGAGCCCGGUACCACCUGGAAUUCCCAUCCCGAGGAGGGGACGAGCACGACGGACACGACGGCUCUGAGGAAAAUCCCAGCUGGAAUUUUGGCCCUUCCCGGAUUUCUCCGGCCUCGUUCCCGAUAGAAUUCCAGGAUGAGGGUCUGGAGGAGAUCCCACGGCCCGUCCAGGAUUCCGGGAAUAUUUUGAAGCAAGGAUACCUGGAGAAAAGAUCCCGAGAGCCCAGCUUUUUCGGCUCCGAUUGGCACAAACGCUGGUGCGUCCUCACCCAACGGAAUUUCCUCUACUAUGCCAACGAGAAAAGCAAGCACCCCAAAGGCUCCUUUCCCAUCGAGUGCUACCAGGCCCACCUGGAUUCCCAGCUCCGGAAAGAUUCCCGGAGAAAAUGCUGCUUCCAGCUGCUCUGUCCCGGAAAACGCUCCUACGAGUUCACAGCUCCGAGCCCGGCCGAGGCGCAGGAUUGGGUGGAGCAGAUCCAGUUCCUCCUCAGGGACCUUAGCUCCAUGACCAUUCCCUGCGAUGAGGAUGAGGAGGAGGAAGAGGAAGAUCUCUCCAAGGACCGGGACAGCUCCGAUUCCAUGAACGAUUCCCAAAAUUCCACCCUGAAUCCGGAGGAGCCGGAGCUGGAAGGCGACGACAUCUACGAGGUGCUGCCAGAUGAGGAGCUGGAACCGCCAUUCCCAGAGGAUGAGGAGGAUUUCGGGAGCGAGGAGGAAAAUUCCGACUGGGAUUACUCCAGUUAUUACCAGGGAUUGUGGGAUUGCCACGGGGACAAUCCCGACGAGCUCUCCUUCCAGCGGGGCGACCUCAUCCGCAUCCUCAGCAAGGAGUACCCCGGGUACGGCUGGUGGGUCGGGGAGCUCGGCCGGGAAAUCGGGAUCGUGCCGAGGGAAUUCCUGGCGCCCGCCUUCGAGCUGGAGCAGUGACGGGCCAGGGACAGGCGGGACCGGGAAUGGCAGCGCAGGGACAACGCCAGCCCACAGCAUUCCCUGGAUCCCAAAUCCCACAAAUCCCACAGAUCCCAUGGGAUUCCCACAGCAGAGCCACGUGCGGAGGACCCAGCGCCGGCCUUGAGUGGAUUUAUCCCAAAAAUCCCCCCUGGAGCCAUUCCGUGGGGAAACUGAGGCACGCACCCUGCUUUUCCCAAAAAUCCCCUGGAGAUCUCCUGCUCUCGUUAUCCUGCUUUUCCUGGGUCAAUCCCAAAUGCCCUGGAGAUCCCAAAUCCAGGUGUUCUCCUAUCCCAAAUCCAGCUGUUCCCCAAUCCCAAACCCAGCUGUUUUCCCUCAAUA